This is a messenger RNA of Knipowitschia caucasica, 1551 nucleotides long. The record is from the annotation of a GenBank genome assembly. Lineage: Eukaryota; Metazoa; Chordata; Actinopteri; Gobiiformes; Gobiidae.
AUGGCCACCACCACCACCACCACCACCACCAGCAACAACAGCAGCAGCGGCACCGUCUUAUCCAAGGUGCGGACGGCGUGGAGAAGCCAGGCGAGCAGAGAUGAGGGCGACUGGACAAAGAAUGGAGAAGCUAUGGGACAAAACACUAUCCUUGAGUUCUUUCAGGUCUGUGACAGCGAGAACAAGGGCUUCAUCACGCGGCGGGACAUGCAGCGGCUGAACGCAGAGCUCCCUCUCACUCCCGAAGACCUGGAGAAUGUCUUCGAUUCACUCGACGCCGACCACAAUGGAUUCCUCACCCUGGAAGAGUUCUCCACCGGCUUCAGUGAGUUCUUGUUUGGACAGAAGAUUAGCGUAGAGGCAAACAUGGAGGAGAAAGGCCCCUGUAGAGGCCCCGGUAACGGCUCCGUGGAGGCGGUGUACCAGGGCCAGUGGGAGAAGAGGCUGCUCCGUCCGGACGAUGAGGAGGAGAAACACUUCAGCAUGCUCAUGGACAGUCUCGGAGCCAACCACAUCUUUGAGAAUCCCACAGAGAUCCGCAGCCUGUGGGCUCAGCUCCGCAGGGACGAGCCGCACCUUCUGUCCAACUUCGAGGACUUUUUGGCCCGAGUGACGUCACAGCUCAUCGAGGCCGACCACGAAAAGACCGAGAUGGAAAGUGCUUUGAAAAGAAAAGCGGCAACACACGACAACGAGAUCCGACGCUUGUACGAAGAAAUGGAGCAGCAAAUCAAAAACGAGAAAGACAAGAUUGUUUUGCAGGAUUAUAAGCAGUUUCUCUCGAGGAGUCAGGACUUGGAACUUCAGCUUUCCUCCAAAGAAAAGGAAAUGGAACAACUCUUUCAGAAGCAGAAGAGGCUGGAGCACCAGUGCCAGGACCUGCAGGGAGAAAAACACGAGACCAAAGUGGAGAACGUGAAGCUGAAGCAGACGAACGAGGAGCUGCUGCAGGAGCUGGAGCAGAGCAGCAGAGAGCUGAGUGUGGCCCAAGAGCAGCUCCUCCUGCUCCAGGAGCAGGCGUCACGGCUGCACGAGGAGAAGGAGCUUGAAAUCUAUCGACUAAGUGAAGGCCUUCAGCGGGAAAGAGCCAGUUUGAUGAAACAGCUGGAUCUGAUGAGAGAAAUGAACAAAUAUUUGCGAGAUGAGAGAGACAUUUUGUAUCAGAAGCCAAAGAGAAGUUCCAGUUCACUGCAAACGUCGAGUUACUCUGGCACUUCCAAAGGCUCCUCUUCAGAUGUGUUCAGAAGUGAGGAGGAGGAAGACUCCUGCAGAGAGUCCACAAAGGCCAGCAUCAGCGCAGAAGUGAAGCGCGGACAUUUCCAAAGGAUCAUCUCCAUAGAAGAAGACCACCUCCCACACCUGCUGCACACUCGCUGCCAGCUGCAGAGGCCCCUGAGGCAGUGCAGCGAGGCCGAGGAGGAGAGCAUGGACCUGGUCAUGAGUGACAUACUACAGCCGCCAAGCAACGAGGCCCCUCUGUCUCCGAGAGGGCAGCCGGUGGGAAAGGAGACCACCACCACCGUAAGCGUGGCUAAAGCGAAAUCUAUUUGA